CCAGCUCUGAGACAUCUGCUCCACCGCUAACAACGGAGCGCGUCCCCGCGUCUCAGACCUGCGACCGAUCCCGUCUCCAGUGGGCCCCCCCUUCUCCUCCCGGCUCCCCCACUUCCCCCAGAUUUGUGUGAUCUCCACGUUAUUUGGGUUGAAUUAUCGGAAGAUCAUGAAGACCCCGGCUGCCCGGUUCCUCCACUCUGCGCGGCUGUAGUUGCGUGCGGCCGGAGCGCGUCCCUCUCUCUCUCUCUCUCUCUGUGUCUCUCUCUCUCUCUCUCUCCAUCCCUCCUCCGCGUCCGAGGCGAGAACCAGCGACCGAGCGGCCCCGGUGCCAUUGAGCAGCACAUUUCUUUUUGUCUGUGCCCUCCGCAGGCUGUGGGCUGUGCGGCUUUGCAUCCUCUCCUCUGCUCGCCACAAUAGGAGAGGGCAACCAAGGGCGAAUGAGAAAGAAAAAAACCACAAGAUCUCCAUUUCUGAUGUUUGAAAACAUUUGAACUGUCGGACAUCUGGGUUUUGGCAUCGUUUUUCCAGACGCCUUUCUCUCUCUGAUAACAUGGAGUCGGUGGAGAAGGAGUGUGGAGCGCUGGGUGGAUUAUUCCAGGCCAUCGUGAACGACAUGAAGAGCUCCUACCCUGUAUGGGAAGACUUCAGUGCCAAGGCCACAAAACUGCACUCUCAACUCAGGACCACAAUUCUGGCAGCAGUGGCCUUUCUAGAUGCCUUUCAGAAGGUGGCAGACAUGGCUACCAACUCCAGAGGUGCCACCAGGGACAUUGGCUCAGCUCUGACGAGGAUGUGCAUGCGACACCGCAGCAUUGAGACAAAAUUACGCCAUUUCACCAACGCUCUUAUGGAAGGACUCGUUACGCCGCUGCAGGACAGGAUAGAGGAAUGGAAGAAGACAGCUAAUCAGCUCGACAAAGACCAUGCCAAAGAAUACAAGCGGUCUCGUCAGGAAAUCAAACGGAAGUCGUCGGACACCAUGAAACUGCAGAAAAAAGCCAGAAAAGAGCUCCUAGGUCGGGGUAACCUGCGCCCCCAGCUGGACAGUGCCAUGCAGGACGUGAGUGACUUGUACCUGCUGAUGGAGGAGACCGAGAGGCAGGCGGUGCGCAGAGCCCUCCUGGAAGAGAGGGGGCGCUACUGCACAUUCAUCAACCUACUGUCGCCUGUGGUGAAUGGGGAGAUUGCCAUGCUGGGAGAGGUAACACACUUGCAGGCCAUCGUUGAUGACCUCACUGUGCUGACUGAAGACCCGCACAAGCUGCCUCCAGCCAGCGAGCAGGUGAUCCGGGACCUGAAGGGCUCCGACUACAGCUGGUCCUACCAGACGCCGCCCUCCUCCCCCAGCAGUACUGGAUCCAGGAAGAGCAGCAUGUGCAGUCUUCUCCAGAUGCCCUCUGCCGGCGCCCAUCGUCUCAGCAGCGUCUCCUCGCAUGACUCAGGCUUCAUCUCCCAGGAUGCCAACACACACUCCAAGCCCCCCUCACCCAUGCCAUCUGACAUCACCAGCCAGAAAUCAACAAGCUCAGCCUCCUCUGAGGCAUCAGAAACCUGCCAGUCUGUCAGCGAGUGCAGCUCUCCCACAGCGUUUGGCUCAUGCUCAUCCUUCGGUACCUUCCGCCCUGCUUUCUCUCACACUGGCACCAUCAGGCCUCUCUCUGUCAUACUUCCUGCGUCCCCCACAUUUAACCACUCCCCUGGAUCCAACACCCCCUCACCCACAUCAAAGGUUCCUAGCUGGAAGGACUGGGCCAAAUCGAGUUCCUAUGAGCCGUCAUUGGCCACCACUCUGCAGCGUAGACGGGAAUCUCUUGACAGGAUGAGAGAACAGGAGGCUCCACCCAGCCCACAGGGGUAUUCUGGGAUGCAUCCGGAUGAUCCACAUCGGUCCAGGAUUGCCCCGGGAGCCAUUGCAGCCAAACAUGGUGAGCCCCUCUCUCCUGCAGCCAGCACACUGGCCAUGGUUUUGACCCGCGGUCUGAGUAUGGAGCAGCAGAAGAGCAGCAGAGAUUCACUGCAGUACUCCAGUGGCUACAGCACCCAGACCAACACCCCAUCCUGCUCCGAGGACACCAUCCCCUCACAAGGUUCUGAUUAUGAGUGCUACUCUCUCAACGGAGACGCUGACAGCGAAGGGCAGGCAGACUUCGACAAGUCCUCCACGAUCCCACGCCACAGCAACAUCGCCCAGAACUACCGCCGCAUGAUCCAAACCAAGAGGCCUGCUAGCACCGCAGGCCUGCCUGCUGGUAAGACUCCUCAGGGAACUACAAAUGGCGCAGGGGGAGGAGGCUCAGGAGCCAUUGCCUCUGGGACUGCGACCAUUCGCCGGACACCAUCCUCCAAAACGGGGGUGAGACGCACCCCAUCUACAUCUGGCCCCAUCCCCAUCCGCCCCCCCAUUGUUCCAGUUAAGACCCCCACAGUCCCAGAUUCUCCGGGGUACAGCCCGGCCCAGCAGUGCUCAGGCAGUGAGGAGUUUCUGUACGGCGACGACAUGACAACUGGUGACUACAUGAGGGCUUCUCCCAAGCGGCUGAGCCUGCCUGACACGGCUUGGGGCUCCGACAGGACCGUUUAUGCUGAGCAGCCCCCUGGCAUGGCUGCCCACGCUCCUGAGGAAGACCCUCUGCUCGCUGCCAACCGCCAUAGCCUGGUGGAGAAGAUAGGGGAGCUGGCAGCCAGUGCCCAUGCUCUGGGUGAGGGUCAGUUCCCCUUCCCCAGUUCACUGCCCGGUGAUCAAGUUCAGUCCGGCCGCUCUGUGCCCCUGGAGCCGCCCUCUGCAGCCCUGGGAGACGUGGAUGUGCUGGUGUCUAUACGCCGUGGGGUGAGGCUCCGCAAGGCAGUGACUGACGACAGGUCGGCGCCCAGGAUCCUGCGGUAGCUGGCGUGAGAAGACGACUGUGGUGCAGCAACUGUGGUGUCCUUAUUAACAAACUGAAGCUACAUAAUGAAAUGCAACAGCACUCAUGUAAUACAUGAACAGAGACUCAGUGACUGAGUGGACUUCAUAUGCGGUGAAUGAAGGCCAGUUGAUAGAGGAAAUGUACAGAGGAUGAAAAUGAAUGACCAUGGACAAUGUCAUGUCAUGUCAUGUCAUGUAUGUAUGUAUUGUGUACGUACGAAGUACCCAUAUUUUUGGUUGUAUUAUUCUUUUAUUUGUCUGUGGGCUUUGUGGCUGUGCUUCUCUGUUCCCUCAGCCGAGGUUGUCCCUUUAGACCCAGUGACCAGAAAAUCACUACUGUAGGGAUUGAGUGCUCUGUGUCUUUAUUCUUCCUCUUAUGAUUCUUAUUGUGCAUUUCUUAAUUAACACAGCCACCUGUCAGUGGGAAGUGAUGGGCUGAAGUGCUCUGUGAGCCAGUCUGCGUGUUGUGUUUCAUCAUUGCUGUACAUGUACCGUAUUACUGUUUUGUUUCAUAAGCUGAACACCAACUGUUUAAGUCGUGUAAAAUAGGAGCAAUAUGGCAGUGUUUUUAUUGCCGUACUGUACUGUCAAUAUAUUCUGCAAUUAAACAG
Molecule: messenger RNA, 3516 nt
Organism: Myripristis murdjan (pinecone soldierfish)
Lineage: Eukaryota; Metazoa; Chordata; Actinopteri; Holocentriformes; Holocentridae
Gene: mtss1la
Product: MTSS I-BAR domain containing 2a
Exons: 16
Coding region: 551-2884 (777 amino acids)
Biological process (GO): cell projection assembly; plasma membrane organization
Cellular component (GO): actin cytoskeleton; cytoplasmic side of plasma membrane
Molecular function (GO): phospholipid binding; actin binding
Source: RefSeq, a predicted model, not a curated record